Messenger RNA from Anopheles gambiae (African malaria mosquito), 4395 nucleotides. RefSeq lists its product as uncharacterized. The coding region runs from base 3366 to 4049 and encodes 227 amino acids. The transcript is spliced from 2 exons. Lineage: Eukaryota; Metazoa; Arthropoda; Insecta; Diptera; Culicidae. The record is from RefSeq and is a predicted model, not a curated record.
UAUUGGCAGCUGUCCGAGACAUCUCCACGACAAGCGAUUCGGGUUUUAAAUUUGCUCCGAUGGCUCGGAAUUGCAUUGGUUCUACGUGGUGGCCCCCGUGUGUUGUUGUCGGCGAUGCGGUACAGUGAACAGUGAAACUUGCGUAGCAAAAUAGUGCAAUCUAAUUGGCUUAUAACUUAGCAUCAUGCUGUUUCCAACACUUAUUCAGCUGGAUUGAAUUGGGAGUGCUUGGACGUGUGUGAAUUAUGCUUGGAAAGCAAGUGCGUAAAGGACUGUCCUUUAUGUUGAAGCCCACCUGCGGUACUGCUGUUGAGAACCUGGUUCUGUUCGGAAACCUAUAAAGCAAGUUCUUGUAGACUUCACGUGCUAAAAUUAGAACUGCAAUAUCCUGAACGACCUCGGAGACAACCGUUUAGGUAACAAGCUGAUCAUCUGUGUUUUUGGAAAGUUCAUACAACAUCCUGCUCAGUAUACGGCUCAAAAUGGACAAGGUAAGAAUAGAAUACGAUAACACAACCGCUAACUAUUACCAUUCCCAAUAAUUUCCAUCUUCUAAUUUACAUACACCUCAUAAAGACAUAAUGUACAUAGUUCUGCGCUAAAACAGCGAUCGAAUUCGACACCCUUCCAGCCUUACCGCCAUUACCAUUGCCGGGUUAGGCGGUAAUAACGUAUUGUUUGCCUUUCGUUUCCUAUUUACCGACUGUUUGAUUAGAAUACCAUCUCAAUAGUCAUCCGCCGUACGCCUGCAUCUUGUUUGACCUCUUGAACACACACACAUAAGAGCUCCUGGUAACACGUAUCAAUAAGCACUUCUCUAUCAAUGCGCAAGCACCAUUCCCGAGAUACACGGUCACCUUUAUGUCGGCAAACGCUCUACAGCCGUAACAACAUCAUUAAAUCCUGUUACGGGCUUUACAUCCUCCCCCGUCUGAGAAACGUCGAAUGUGAAGGUGGAUUUGUUUUCUAGUUUCAAACCGUUCUCACGCCACAUGUGUACCGGAUUAACACAGACAAACAAAUCUUUGAGCUGAGCUGCUGCCUCACAAACAAGAUAGUGCGGAAAGAUGAGGUCGGUUGUCUGAGCUGCGCUCGUCAACAUAGUGUCCUCGAUUUGUGGUCUGGAAACCCCGGGUCGGAGUACGCAAGAUUAUUUCACCCAACGCAGAACAUGAUUUACCGAUCGGAAUCAAUGGAGACGCCUAGUAACCAACAGUAACUUUGGCUCGAUUGAUUCAAAAUGCAGCAUUUUCCGUUAUUUUCGUUCGGUGUUUUGUCAAUCUUAAAUUAUUUCUUCUCCUACUUAUUCAGCAAUUCCAUGUAUCCCGAAUAGUCAGUAGUCCGGGGGACGGUCCAUUCUAGGCUUGAACCCAUGACAGCCAUAUUAUUGAGUCGUUCGACUGUAGCAUGGGACCGCCCCCGUGGUCAUAUUAAAUAAAAAACUAUGGCAGUUAUAUUACAUUGUGUUUACAAACAGUUAUAAGUACAAAUACCCGUAAAAUUUUUCUUAUUUUUCUUUAACAACGAAAGUAUUGCUUAAGUCGUUUAUGUUAAUAUUUUAAAUUUAAUAAUAAUUUAUGUACAUGCUAAUGUCGUCAGCAUUUCUCAAAUUGCGGAUAGAACACCACCAAACCGUACCGUCGCGUACUUGAGCAUCGUUAAUAUUAACAUUAAUUCCAAAAAUUAGAUCACCAAGCUCUGCUCCAUGUAAAUGCCCUUUUAAUUCAAUUGCAUACCUUUGUAGCUAAUUAGAGCACCAACUUGAUCAACAGCAUAAUGAAUUAAAAAAACAAAAAAUGGCGACAUGCGAGAGCUAUAGGCAGGUACUAACUAAUCAAAUAGCCAGAGCCCGCAUAAACAUCACACAAAAUGAAAGAUAUAAAAAUCUCAUCUCAUCUCAACAUUAUCAUUCCUGUAUCGUUCGAACUCACAAGGGACGAUAACAAACUUCGACCAGGUUGGCAAGAAGAACACACCCGAGAAUAAAACCAUAUAAUAGCUAUUGAAUGUCAAAGUUUUGGGUUGAGAUAAUUCAUCUCACGAUCGGGGCGGCACGUUCCACUAGACGCCUUCAUGGCUGCUCUCAGUAUCACGAGGUGAACAAAUGUCGUCAAACAAGGUUCAGUUAGGAAACCAAUAACUCUCUUUUUGAGCUUGCACCUUGGACGAUUUUUGCUUUCCCGUAUUGUUAUACAAUACUAGUACAUAAGAUUUUCGGUAUAAGGGUUUUUUUCCUCUUCUCGUUACUAUGAUUCAUAUUACUGUGACCCUAGGGCAGCCUCUUUUUGAGAGCGGCGCACAUGCGGCGCACUAUUAUAUACAUUUACAUCAGCCAAAGCUUACAAACACUAGCUGCAAUCAUGAGACCAAAUGUGACACUCAGGCACUUCGUAGUGUGCAAGCUGCAGGCACUAGUAAAUAAUACACAUGCCAAAUGAUUAGAUUCCUCGCCAAGAUCCAGUCUCGGUCAGUCAUGGUUAAAUUACGCCGUAAAACGAAGCUUUACUAUUCAAAGCACAAUCAUUAGUAAUGUAAUAUGAUUUAUUGGUUUUCACUCGAACGAAAAUUAAAUCACUUGAUUGAGUCAAUGAGAGCACUCUUUUCAUUGCUGUAAUGAUAAUAAUAAUAAUAUUAAUAAGCAGCCUUUUUGCAACAUCCAGUGCGUGUAGAAAAUAUACUAACAUGCUCAGUCAUUGGUACACCGCAUGGCAUGAGGCGUAGAAAUGUUACUAUACCCUUUUGCUCCGGAACUGAACUUCGGUCGCUCGAUCAACAAACCAAUAGAUCGUGCGAUAACAUCCACCCACAAGCAAGUGAUCGCCAAUCUGUUUGUUUGUUUGUUUAUUUGUUUGUUCUUGCACUUUCAUUGCAUUUUUCCAGUGCAGCUAGCAAAAAAAAAGAAGGCUCUCACACUACUUGGUCUAGAAACAGUCGGUGCGUUAUCGUUUGCAGUCACACUGAACACACUGAACGCUCCCCGAGAAAUUAAUUACUGCCUAUUCUAAUCAGUGCACAUCGGUCAAUCGGGACUUGCCGGUAAUUAUCGUUUCGCACACACACUCUCACACAGUUGGUAUAAAUAUUCCCACCCUUGAAGGUAAACAGAUCGCGCCUAGCGCCUAAAAUAGACGAAAACGAAAUCAAACAAGAAAUUCCGAAACAAACAACUGACCGUGAGCAUCAUGCAUGCAAGGGAACUGUGAUAGGAGACAACGCCGUUUUUACUACGUGCCGCCAACCAACGGAUGGAUGAAUCUGAUGCCCCCUAUCGCCCGCAAUGUAGCCGAUUAAGUUAAACGUUAGCCUCCGGAGACCCACAAACAGUGGGUCGUUAUUUAACGCGUAUCUGGUUUGGCUUGGUGGCGAUGGUGAUAAUCAGCGUACCGCAACGAGUCAUCUCAAUGCCAUGCACCAGUGACUCCGAUGGGCAAACAGUGAAUACCAUAAGAACGGAUCGACCGACUGUAGCGGGAUCAAAGUCUAUGGGUGUCCCCGUUGCUGCACCAACAGUAGCUUCGUCGACGCCAUUAGCAAUCAAAAAGGAUCUCUUUAUGUCUCGUGGCUGGGGUGCCUCCGGUAUGCCAUUUUCAAUGUUUUACCUUAACCAUUACACCAAGGCACAAAAAGCCUAUGCACAAAACCAACUACACCAGCAGCAGCAACAUCAGCAGCAGCAGGAGCAGCUGCAACAGCAGCAACGGCAACAGCAAUUGCUUCAGUUGCAGAAACAACAGCUCCAAGAACAACAACUGAAGCAACAGCAGCUCUUAAGGAUACAACAACAGCAAGACGAGCAUUCGUUAGUUGACUAUCAAGAAGAUGCAACAACCAAGGGUGCCGGCUAUCCAUUGGUGCCGAAGACACUUCCCUUUGGCGCCCGGUACCCGUUAGAUCCCGAACCCAUCGCUGUACACGCGCAGCAACUGCGGACUGAUACAGACUAUGUCGACAGUGCUUCAUCAGUUCGUACAUCGAAGGUGAAUACUGCGCGUCGCCAAUACACCGUACCGCAGCUGUUCGUAUCGUAUGGUUGGGGACCGAUGGGAUAAACGCACCAGCCUUGGACACUUUGACACAAACCCAAACAAACCCGCCGAGUAGUAAAACCUCCGCUCAACUAGCGAAUGCGAAUUAUUCACAAAAGGAGUGUUUUUUUUUUAAUUAUCCUUGCAGCACUACUUUUCAGCACAUGUUUCAUUCUAAGUGUUACAAAUUGUACUGUAAAAUUAUUCUCAACAAUAAUAUAAAAAUGCAUGACGUAACUCAAUGUAUAGCGCAACGCAUAUAGUAAUGUAAUUAUCAGAGAAAUUCUAAUUAAAAAAAAGAUUAUGAAAACUCACAAUUGGGAUUUACAAUAAACAUUAGGAAGCGUUAACUGCUACGCCAUAUUCUCUA